Numida meleagris (helmeted guineafowl) is the source of this 1872-nucleotide messenger RNA. RefSeq names its product WD repeat domain 76 (gene WDR76). The transcript is spliced from 13 exons. The coding region runs from base 1 to 1743 and encodes 580 amino acids. NCBI's taxonomy places the organism in Eukaryota, Metazoa, Chordata, Aves, Galliformes, Numididae. The record is from RefSeq and is a predicted model, not a curated record. Gene Ontology annotation, molecular function: DNA binding; protein binding. Gene Ontology annotation, cellular component: nucleus. Gene Ontology annotation, biological process: regulation of DNA damage checkpoint.
AUGGAGCUGGCGGCGGCGGGAGCGGAGGAGGCGGCGGAGCGGCGGACGGGAGCGGCGGAGCGGCGGGAGCUGUCGCCGCACUCCCAGCAGCAGAUGCAGGAGCGCACCCCGCCGCCCCCCGCCGAGCCCCCCCCGUCCCCGCAGCCGCUCCCGCGCCGCUCCCCGCAGCUCCGCGUGCUGCUGACGCCGCUCCCCGCGCCGGGCCGGCGGCUGCCCCAGAAGCGGCUGCUGGGCGCCUACGGGGGAGAGGGGGCGGGGGCGGCCGGGAAGCGGCGGCGCGCGGAGCCUUCCUGCAGCCCGGAGCCCGCGGGCAGCGCCUCGGAUGGCGACGCCGACAGCGACGGGACGGAGGCGGAGCAGGACGGGAGCCCGCAGCUGUCGGCGUACGAGAGGAAGCGGCUGAAGAACAUCACCGAGAACGCCAAGUUCUUCGCGGCUUUGAAGCUGCACGAGUCAGCCGCAAGACUCCACGAAAUCGCAGCCAAAGGCCCAACCCAUGUCACCAAGAGAGCGAGGCCCAGGAAGGCCGAGGGUGGCACGGUGCAGCGCAGGUCCAUGCGCCUCCAGAGGAUGCAGCGCCCGGAGCUCCCGCAGGCAGAGGCACCGGAGCAGGAGGAGGAAUAUCCCCAGGUCCCCGCUGGCCCGCUGCCCAUGGCCGCAGAGGGGCAGGAGGAGAGCAGCGAAGCGUUGCUGGGCACCUGGCUGCGGCUGAGCGAGGCGAAGGAUAACGACACCGAGAAGCGCACAUGGGACAUGAAGAGGUACCAGGCUGCCCUGGGCAGCAUGCUGCUGCGCGAGGACCACGUCAGGAAGGUGGUGAAGAGCCGCGUGUGCUCCGUGGCCAUCCACCCCUCGGAGAGCACCGUGCUGGUGGCGGCCGGCGACAAGUACGGGCACAUCGGGCUCUGGGACGUGAGCCGUACGGCCCAGGGAGGAGCACACAUCUUCACCCCGCACAACUUAACCGUGAACUGCAUGCACUUCUCACCCUCCCACCCCGCGCAGCUGCUGUCGCUGAGCCACGACUCGCUGCGCUGCGGCGAUGUCAGCAGGGCCGUGUUCGAUGAGAUAUGCAGAAGCGAGGACAACCUCUCCUCCUUCGAUUUCCUGGAGGACAGCGCCUGCACGGCCCUCGUGGGCUUCUGGGACGGCUCAGUGGCCGUUGUGGACAGGCGGACCCCGGGGACGUCGCCGGAGCUCUCUGCGGACAUCGGCUUCAAGAUGACGAGGACGGUGGCCGUGCACCCCGUGGACAAGCAGUACUUCCUUGCUGCCGGCUCCGUCGAUGUCCGUGUCUACGACGUCCGAUGGCUGAGGCGCAGCGGGAGCAAAGCGGUGAGCACCCUGCACGGGCACACCAAGAGCGUGGCCUCCGCCUACUUCUCACCCAACACCGGGCGCCGCGUGGUCACGGUGUGUGCGGACGACAAGCUGAGGGUCUAUGACACCAGCUCCUUGUCGGCCGCUGCUGCCCUGCUCAGCACAGUCAGGCACAACAACAACACGGGGCGCUGGCUGACGCGCUUCCGCGCGGUGUGGGACCCCAAGCAGGAGCAGUGCUUCGUGGUGGGCAGCAUGGCACGGCCCAGGCAGAUCGAGGUGUUCCAGGACACGGGCGCUCUGCUGCACGCCUUCAGCGCCGAGAGCCUGGGCUCGGUGUGCUCCAUCAAUGCCUUCCACCCAACCAGGAACGUCCUCGUGGGCGGAAACUCCAGCGGGCGCCUGCACAUCUUCAUGGAGUAGGGAAGGGGCAUCGGGGUGUGGGGUGGGGGUGGGCCCGUGCAGGGCUGUGGGUGUUGCUGACUGUAGCUGUGCCCUCUGGGGCCCAGUGCGUAUCUUUACGUGCUUUAAAAUAAAGGGUUUACACUUAGG